UUGUUAUUACUACUGAUGUUCAUCGAUUUGAUAAUUGAUAACCUGUUGUAUUCUUCUUGAUUCUGCAUUUUGUAUAAAGUAAAUAUUUCUUUUGCGUAUAUUUUUUGUGAGUGUUAUGUUACACUUUACAUACUUGUUAUCAGGGUUGGGCAUAGUACACUAAAAAAUAAGUACAAUAAGCUUUUUAUUUCUAUUUUUUAUUUGCUUUCUUUAAUACUAACAUUUCAAAAGUACGGUCAGUGAGAUUUUGUUUGCCAUCGAUUGACAAUUCCAAAAAUAGUACUCACUUAAAUAUUGCAUUACAGUUACUCAAAUGGGAGUACUCACUUAAAUAUUGCAUUUCAAUAACUCCAACUUAGUAACAUUAGUUCAAUUUUACAAAUAAACUUACAAACUAACACUUAACUUAUCCAUGCUUACGUAUCGUCGGCUUAGCUUUUCCUUAUAAGCUAGAGAUAUUGCACAUAUGUAUGUAACAUAUGUAUAUACCUUUGCUAGCAUAAGUGCUCAUUAGAAUUUUGUCACUUUGUUUUGUAACUCUUUUGCUUGAAUGUACUUACAGUGGGGAGCAAAACCGAGAACAUAUUUGCUUUCUUCAGGUAUUAGCAUUGAUUUUCAUGAUACAAUUUUUUCGAUAGGUUUUUUGAAAGUUUGAUGUUGACUCUUUAUUAUACUAGCAUUGAAUGGACUAUAAAACUGCAUACCCAAAAAUAUUAUAAAUGCUCUUAUUAAAGUCUUUGAAAUUUGUACGAAAAUUUUAAAAUUGUAUCGUGAAAAAAAUGCUAAUGUCUCAAAAAGGCAAACAUGCGUUCCUUUCUGCUCCCCAGUGUGCAUUUGAACAUUCACACAAACAUAUGUACUACAUAAUAACUAACUCGCUUUACUACUGAGCUCCGUUGUAAUUUUAAGAGUGCCAAAUUAAGUAGCAAGACACCAAGAAAUCACAAUUUAAUUCAUAAAGAAGGGUGUGAGUUUAACUAGCAAAAGGAAAACAUUAAUUGUGAACUAUUGUACUUGUCUAAAUGUCUGUUCAUGUUUCCGAAACCGAUUUUUCUGCAGACGACAGUAUUGAAGAUCUGGACUUUAAUACUACUGGAAGUAAACGAAAGAGCUCAUUAAGUGCGAAAUCAGGACCGGCCCUAAAAAAAGUCCGUGUGAAUUCACAAAAAAUUAUUUUCAAAGAAGAAUUUUACACAGAAGUGGAAAAAAUUUCCGAUAAGACAACUUGUGCUAAGUGCGUUGCAUGUCAUCGAGUGAUUAGAGGAAGCGGUGAAGUGAAUUCAAAUUUCAUCAAACAUUUGCAAGUCAAGUGAAUGUUUUAAAACAUACAAAAGUUAUAAAAUAGGUAGCCCUUUUGGCGGUAACAUGCAAUCUGAGUUCGAUGAUCUUUUUCAAAGUACAGGUAUGAAGGUGAUGUGUAGGCAAACAGCGGCUAAGAAAUUGGAAACAAAAUAUACCAUCAUGAUGGAAAAUGUAAAAGAAAACAUGGUUUGCUCUAAAUAUUUCUGUACUACAGCAGAUGUUUGGUCUGGAAAUCAUAGAAGCUUCCUUGGAUAUACGUGUCAUUGGCUUACAGACAAUUUCGAACGCAAAUCGGCAGCUUUGGCAUGUAGAAGAAUUUGUGGAGCACACACCGCGGGAAAUAUUGCUCAGAUGAUUACUGAGAUCAACACUGCCUUUGGUUUGAACAGCUCAAACAUUGUCUUGACCAUUACGGACAACGGUUCAAAUUUUUUAAAAGCGUUCAGAGAUUAUGGUGUGGGAAAUGACUUUUUCGAAGAUGAAAUUAAUGACGAAAUGCCAGACUUUGAUAAUGAAAGUUUGUUGCCCACACAUCAGAGAUGUUGCAGCCAUACUCUGAAUUUGCUUGCUUCAACCGAUUUCGAUAAAAUUUUAAAAACUGAGCAGCCACUGUAUAUCCAGCAUAAGAUGACAUUCGAUAAAUGCUACAACUUGUGGAAGAAGUGCAAGUGGCCAAAGUCGUCGGAAAUAAUUGAAGGGCAUCUGGGAUCAUCGUUGUUAAAAAACUACUUUGCUACAAAGAAAAAUUAA
Bactrocera tryoni is the source of this 2052-nucleotide messenger RNA. RefSeq lists its product as uncharacterized. Lineage: Eukaryota; Metazoa; Arthropoda; Insecta; Diptera; Tephritidae. The record is from RefSeq and is a predicted model, not a curated record. Bases 1366 to 2052 code for a protein of 228 amino acids. The transcript has 7 exons.